AACAAAGACUGCAGAUGUACUUUUUUUUCCUGGCAGCCCUGUUGCGUAACGGCAUUUUAAGAACUUGCUCAUAAUGUCCCAUUGAGCCUAAUGAGGGAUUCAUCCUUCCCCCGGAGCUGAGCUCCUGUCUCUGUGGGAGCUGACUGAUAGCAGGUAGACUUUGCCCCGGAGGGGAAUCAACACGGCAGGAAGUGCAGCGGCGCAGAGUGAAGGCCGCCGCCACGGAGUCGCUCCCCUGAACUCGUCUCUGUCAGUGGAAUGGACCGGGCCGAUGACGGCAGAUACGCUGGGAGCCAGGCGUCUCCUCCCCCGUACAGUCACCAGGACUACGCAGGGAGCGCCUACAACGGGGUGAGCUACCAGGUGGGGACGGGGAACGUCAGAGUGGUGUCUCCACCCGGCGGCUACGAGAACAUGGUGCAUCCUGAGGGUGAGGCCGCUGCAGGUCACAGUCCACCCGACUACUCCUGUGGCUUAGAGGACGGCAGCGGCUUCAGUGACGCCGCCAUACGGAGAGGUUUCAUAAGAAAAGUCUACUUGACUUUGAUGGUUCAGCUGCUGGUGACUGUUGGCAUCAUCUGUGCUUUUAUUUACUGGGAGGCUCUGAGGAAGUGGGUCCAGGAUACUUACUGGUUCUCCUACACUAUGAUGGCAGUGGUGCUCGCGCUCAUCGUGGCCAUGUCCUGCUGUGACAACCUCCGUCGUCAAGUUCCUCUCAAUUUCAUUGCCCUGGGCCUGUUUACCAUUGCAGAAGGCCUGAUGCUGGGAUCUGUGGCAGCGUUCUUCCACGCGGAGGCGGUCCUGUGGGCCAUGGGGGCCACGGCGCUGGUGUCCCUCUCCCUGACUCUGUUCGCUAUGCAGACCAAGUGGGACUUCACCACGCUAAAUGGCAGCCUGUGGGUGUUUGCCUGGACCCUCUUUUCGUUUGCAUUGCUUUGUGCAAUCCUCCGGUCGCAGUAUCUUUACAUCCUGUACGCCUGCGUGGGAACCCUGCUGUUCUCUUUAUACUUGGUGUUCGACACCCAGCUCAUUCUGGGGGGGAAACACAGGAAGUAUGAAGUCUCUCCCGAGGAGUAUGUGUUUGCCGCUCUCAACCUCUACCUGGACGUGGUCUCCCUCUUCCUCCUCCUGCUGCAGCUCAUCGGCCUCUGCCGCUAACAACCAGGCCAAGCUCCAGCCAGCAGUCAUCACACACACAGCUGUCAUUUAUCCUCAUUUUUAUACUAACACGUUGUGUAAUUAGUUGCUGGUGGAGCAGAUGAAAAGGAACUGCACUGAAGGACAAUCUGCCGUCAUUGGCACUCCCCACACACAGUACUAUAUAAUACUUUAUACAAUAAUAGUAGAAAAAAACACAACACAUAAAACUCAACACACAGUUUAUUGGCGUCACACAUCAAACGUUUUUCAUAUAAAGUGGGAAUGUAUCAAGUAUAGACUAUGAAAGUGCAAAUAGCGUUUCAAGGAUUAGUUGCUUAACAAUAGAAGAUCUCAAUGCGUUACAAAAUGUUAUGUCAUUUCAAAAUAAAUCACCCGGACGUUAGAGGUGAAAUACAAAGAAAGUACAAAUUCUAUGUAGACCUGUACCCACUUCAUGCACAGCCUGGUUACACAGAAAGGGUAUGGCACUCACUGUCACAUCCGAACAUCUCUAUGACUCCACGUCUGCCAGAAAAGAACGACCGCUUACUUCAGACAUUAGUCUUUGUUUUAUUAGUUAAGACAUUUACAAUCCAUCUUCUUUAAUGGAUCAGUGUGGUUUCAAAUAGAUAACCUACUUUAUAUUGCAACUUUCCUCCGUUUAGUGUCUUUAGGUACGAUAUAUGACACACAUACAUUAAGUCAACUCAUUCCAAAGUCAAUACAGUGAUUUUAGUUUUCCAAACAGAAAAAACAACUGCUUGGUGCAGGCAAAAAGCCGCACAAGAGGAAAAUCAAACCUGUUUUAAAACUAUGAACAAGGUCUGAGAGUGUACGGUGGUAACUUACCCAGUAAAGCAAAUCAUGGAAAUCGAAGUCAUCUGCUAACUUAAUACUACGAGAGCCAACAAAAAGCCUUGUGCUACAAGUAUUAUGAUGAAAAGAGGAGUUUGUGUCUAUAAACACUACAACCUUGAGCGAAAUAAGUUUAAGGUAACAGGUGUUUUUGUUUACACUGUAAAUACUGUGUAAUUAGCACUCAGAAUGGUUUACGUAAUGGUGAUUGACAUAGUGUAAAGGCACUGUAUCUCUAAACUGCUAGAGAACCGUUUUAUCACCCUUGAGAUGCAAUACACAUUCAUGGUUUUUACACACGUCACGCUGCAGUCCGCAGCAUCUGCAGAGCUCUCUCAAGGCUUUGCUUUUACUACACUUAAGUAGGACCCCGACAUUAAUUACAGCGGGCAGGGCUUGAUUCAUUCAUUAAUCAAUCUGAAUAUGAUUGCCUGAUUAUCUGUCGCUGGCAUUCUGUGUACUUCACACAUAUCCAGUAGUCCACAUAGUAUUUAUGUGGGGUUACACAUUGAGCUGCAAUAAUCAACAAUAGAAUUUAACUAAGCUGUUGAACUGAAUGAUACAGUGUGGACCCUCGGGACCUGUCAACAUGUGUCAUUGAGGAACUGAGGCUUAGAUGGAAUAACCAUCGACAGGUCUGUUAUGAAAUGUCUUCAGUCCAGCCACCUACUCUUCACUUUCACCAUUAAGUUUGAAUGUUUCACACGAUAAAGUCCACAACUAUAAUGGUAUCGAACUAGAUGUUCACACAGCACACGACAGCUUUUAGGGAAAUUUGAGAAUAUCACUCGCGGCUUCAAUCUCAUAAAAUUUAUGGCUCGGCGCGUUCACAUUACAUUUGAGCUGAGUUGUGGAGGUUGUUAAUUAGCAGGCACAAUUUGCAUUGAAGAAGCCACUUGGUGACUGCAAACUGUGCUUUAGCGAGUCAGUGUUUGGCACC
This is a messenger RNA of Betta splendens (Siamese fighting fish), 2935 nucleotides long. RefSeq lists its product as uncharacterized. The record is from RefSeq and is a predicted model, not a curated record. Gene Ontology annotation, cellular component: membrane. Lineage: Eukaryota; Metazoa; Chordata; Actinopteri; Anabantiformes; Osphronemidae. The transcript is spliced from 11 exons. Bases 259 to 1158 code for a protein of 299 amino acids.